UCACUAUGCUGUCACAAAGGUACACGCUUUCCAUGUUGCUGUAAGGUUACAGGUCACUUGAGCGAAAUCCGAUAGGAUCAAGUGUCUGAGUUUGUUCAUUAAUCAUCCAAACUGCUGCAAACACGUGGCCCAACACCCUUUACGGUCACCUACCUGUCUGCUGAUUUCCACAAGAAAAGUUUGCGCUUAAGGUAAAUGUUGAAAAAGAACAGGCUAUAUUUGCUCGCCACCAACAACUUCAUAAAUAUUUACACUAUUAAAAAAUUCUACAAAACAAAAAAGGCACAAUGUACUCUAUCAAUAUGAAAGUCACACUUGAUAUUUCGCUGCAUAGCAAAGUUCAAGUUUGGCGAACUCUGACCUGCGAAUUCACCUCCCGUGAGUGCGUGAGACCAAUAGGAGAUCAAAACGUAACAGCGUAACCUCUCGGUACAGAAUGUAAAAGAUAGAGGAAUCGGUCCCGCCCAUUUCGGCCGCACCGCCCAAACUAUUUUCGCAUGUGAACUCUGACCGCGACAUACUACAUUCUUCUAUUUCAGGUGACCUGCAGGGCUGUUCAAAUCCACAUCUGGGCCCAAAUCCUGCAGAGCGUAUUUCCAACUAGGCUGUCUCUCGUUUUGAAGUAAUCCUGCAGAGACCAGCUUGUGUUUUUGGUAAGGAUUGAAGUAACAUUUCCCAAUUUUCUAUAGCGGCGCUUUUACACGUGUGUAUACAAGUGUAUAUGCUUGUUUGCGUCAGGUGUCGAUGCACGGCGCAGAUGCACGGGACGUGGUCCUCAUCUGUCUGGGGGAGGCAGAAUCUUUUCCCUCAGUCAACUGGAGACGGGAGGAGAGGAUGUGUUUGUGGUGGGGGGGAUGGGGGGGGCGUGCUCCAAUCACCCACCAGCCAUUGCUGGAUAUUUAUUUGUCAGCACAUCUAUCCAUACAAGCAAUGAACCAAUAGCUGAGGAGGAAGCGGCCUUUCUGUCACAGAGACAGUUGGCACAGCAGCAACAUAUUACAGCAUUACACAACCCCCUCCCGGUCCCUUGGUCAUUCGGUCCCUCCUUUGCCUCUUUCUGUUUUCUCUCUCUCUCUCUGGUUUUCCUGCGAGCUCUUUAAGCCAUCAAUGAAAUCGCAACGAAACCCGCUGUUGACCGACCAGAGGAGCGUGAACAGCAGAACAUCUGUUUACACGGUCUUAUCAGAUAACCCUUCACGUUCUCCAUUCACGUCUGAUUUUCUUUGCUUUAUUGCGGCCAAUCUGCCUUUCCCCUUUAGCGUGUUUAUCUUUUCUGCUCUCUCUUUUUUCUUCUGGAUCGAAGCCUAGCUGUUUUCCCCUCUCUUCUUCUGUACCCACUGGCUCCUCCCUCCGUAGCUCUCAUGCUCCCUCACUCACGGACGGACACACUUGAGCACAAGCGCACAUACAUACGCACACACACACGCCCUCCUCCCCCAUCGCUGCAGUGUCUCUUAACUGCCUCGGAGCUACAAGAGGGGAAAUAGCACACCGACCAUUAUAAGAGCAGGCGAGAGCAAUACAAACCUAAGGGUGCGUGUGAAUGGGUGCAUGUGGAGAUCCGGCCAGAUCCGAGGAUGUCGGUGGUACAGGACUAAGGGGAAGGAUUGCGCGCUCCCUCUUUGCCAUUCAGGCGAAUGUUUGUCUGCAGUGGCGCUGGUGAAUGGACGCCAAACGGUGACACGGAACGUGGGCCUUUCGCUGCCUCGCUGGCUUACAUAAGCUGAAGGAUCCUAGUACACAGAUAACCCGAACAGUCCCUGAGAAAAAAGGCCUGACAUUCCACUGGAGAGAAAGUGAAUGAAGAAAACCAAAGAAGGGAGGUGUUAUCAACAGAUGAAUCAGUCACAAACAAACAGAGAAGCACACAGGACACCAUGAGGGAAGAGAGUGAAGGAAUUUUACGGGUUCGACUUUCUCUCCCUGUACACUGACAAGUCCAUUAAAAAUCCACGUGUAUGCUGAUAUGAACCCCAAGUCCUUGGAAUCUUAAAGGCAACUUAAAGGCCCUUAAGCAAGGGCUUGAAUGGGUCUUUAAGUCAUGUCAUGGUAGCAUUGCACUUCAAGAUAUCAGCCACUUAAAAUAUCCCAAACAAUAGACUCGGACAUUGCAAGUAGUCUAAAUCAAAUCUCAUUUUCUAACUACUCGUGCAACAGAAGCUUUCUCUUUGUCAACAUAACCUUACAUAAUUAUUUUUAACCAUCCACAUUCCCUCUUCCCGUGAUAACCGCGACGCAGUCAACAAUGGGUUGCCGACAAAGUUCGGAGGAGAAGGAAGCCGCCAGGCGCUCGCGGCGCAUUGAUCGGCACCUUCGUUCAGAAAGCCAACGGCAACGACGCGAGAUCAAGCUCCUGCUUCUCGGCACCAGCAACUCCGGCAAGAGCACUAUCGUGAAGCAGAUGAAGAUCAUUCACAGUGGAGGCUUCAACCUGGAGGCCUGUAAAGAGUACAAGCCCCUCAUCCUCUACAACGCCAUUGACUCGCUCACCCGCAUCAUCCGAGCACUUACUACCUUGAAGAUCGACUUCCACAACCCCGACCGGGCGUACGAUGCCGUGCAGCUUUUCGCCCUCACUGGACCUGCCGAGAGCAAGGGCGAGAUCACGCUGGAGCUCCAGGGGGUGAUGAAGCGUCUGUGGUCCGACCCAGGGGUACAGGAGUGCUUCUGUCGCUCCAACGAGUAUCACCUAGAGGACAACACGGCGUAUUAUCUAAACGACCUGGACCGCAUUUCCGCAGCAGAGUUCAUCCCAACCGUUGAGGACAUUCUGCGGUCACGUGACAUGACCACCGGCAUUGUCGAGAACAAAUUCACCUUUAAAGAGCUCACCUUUAAAAUGGUGGACGUGGGUGGUCAGCGUUCAGAGAGGAAGAAAUGGAUCCACUGUUUUGAAGGUGUGACUGCCAUUAUAUUCUGUGUGGAGCUCAGUGGCUAUGACCUCAAGCUUUAUGAAGACAACCAGACGAGUCGUAUGGCGGAGAGCUUGCGUUUGUUCGACUCCAUCUGCAACAACAACUGGUUCACCAACACCUCGCUCAUCCUCUUCCUCAACAAGAAGGACCUGUUGGCCGAGAAGAUCAAGCGCAUCCCGUUGACGGUCUGCUUCGCCGACUACAAGGGUCAAAACACCUACGAGGAAGCGGCCGUCUACGUGCAGCGGCAGUUCGAGGACCUGAACCGCAACAAGGAGACCAAGGAGAUCUACUCGCACUUCACUUGCGCCACCGACACCAGCAACAUCCAGUUCGUUUUCGAUGCCGUGACGGACGUAAUCAUUCAAAACAAUCUCAAGUACAUCGGGUUGUGCUAGGACGAGAGGGCGGGGGCGAGGGGCAGCAGGCGCGGGAUACACCCUCAAGGUCGGUCUGACGAUCCGUCCGGGGUCACUCAUGAACGCUUAUCAAAACAGGAAACUCGGACGAGGCCCGGAGGAAAGGGCUACGUACUGCCGUCCUGAAAGAUUUAUCAUUGUCAAUAACUUAAAGGUCAAGGAAGAUUUUACAAGAUUGGUAUAAAUGUGUUUGCACUGAACAUGCGUAUGUAGACACACACACACACAUUAUGUUUGUUCACACACAUCAGACUUCACAACGGGAUCAGCUGUCAAGCAACCGUUUGACAUGGAAACACUGGAUACAGAUCUCCCUGCUCCUCUCAUCCCUGGGAAAUGACGGGAAACUUUGUACCAUCGAUUUAAAGAAACAGCGCACCCAAAAAUAAAAAUGACUCUGCCAUUGUUUAGUCGCCCUCUUUCUGUUCCUACUUGUUUGAUUUCAUUUCUUCUGCUAAACAUAAAAUGAGAUGUCAGACAGGAUUUUCACUCAGGGUUUUGCCUUACAAUGGGAGUGAAUGGUGACCAGGGACUGGCACAAAAAAUGACUUGUGUGCUAUAUUCCUUAUUUCAGUCUUUAAAAACUGUAUGUGAUCAUCAUCUUUAAAUAUAUACCAACAUGAAAAAUGAGCAGAUUGACGAAAAAAGUAUGAGAUACUUUUAUACAUUUCUUUCCAUUUUUGGUGGUCCACAGCCCCUGGUCACCAUUCACUGUCUUUGUACGUGAAGCAGCAGUGUGACAUUUCUGUAAAGCUUUUUCCUUUGCGUUCCGCAGAAGAAAAGAAAUCAUGCACGUCUGGAAACCAAAAAGCAAAGUUAAUGAUAAACUUUUUUAUGGGUGUUGAAGGAGGGAAUAAGAACUACUCCUUUCAAUUUUAUCUUUGUUUAUAGGGUCUUUGAUUUGCCUGAUUGAAGUUAUGCUGCUUUUGGAGACAAUAUAAAGAGUUUAUAUAAAAUAUGCGUAUGUGAGAGGGUUAAAAGUAUACUUAUUAAAAACUGAUGUCAUUUCAUUCUGCUCCAAUAGUGAAAACUGCCACUUUCUGAAUCUGGAGUAAAUGGCUUUUUAAACACAUUAACACUGUAUUUUAUUUUUGGCUGUCUGACCCACAGGAAGCAAUCUAUUUUCUUGUUUCUUUUUUGUUUUGUUCGUCUAAAUGAGGAUGUAAUCCAGAAUUUUUUGAACAAGCAUCACUUCUGUCUUGGAGUGUUACACUGAAGUGAGUGUUUCAAAAUGAUCAUUCCAGAUUUAAAGAAAAACAAACUGUGCCAAUAUAAGUGUAAAUAAACAAAAAAGGCCCGUUCAUCAUGUUAAUUUUUCGUUUUUUUUACGGGCAAAAAAGCAUAUCUAUAUAUCGAAACAAAAUGUGCAUGAUUUUGUUACUUUGGGAUUUUGAUAAAUUAUAGUUUAAUUUACUUUCUUACAAUUUUGGUUUAAUUAACACGCUCCAAAAAUAUAUAAGAAGUCAAACACUGUGCACGACUGUACAGUUUGCAGAACAAGUCAUAUACAUCCAUCGCAACCUGACAUAACAUAUUCAACAUGGGUUUACUCUUCAAAUUUUGUCUGCUAAUAAAGAGCAGAAACAUUGUAUUCUGGUGUCAUUUUGAGUGGACAUGGUCCAAGGUAUGUGUAAAUACAAUGUAAGGUACAUUUUGUGAAACAAUGAAAAAAAUGAAUCACCUUUGCAGGGCUGAUUGACAGAUUUACUGUAAGAGCUCCGCUCUUCUCCAAUCCUUCUUCUGUUCAGCUAUGAUGUACAUGAAACCCAAGGAAGGGCUGCAGGAUUGAUUUUACAGGAUGUCCACCAAAAAAGAAACAAAUUAACUACAAAAGAACAAUAAUAGUGAAUAAAAGGAAUUAUGCAAAUGA
Messenger RNA from Triplophysa dalaica, 5204 nucleotides. It is a transcript of the gene gnaz, whose product is annotated as guanine nucleotide binding protein (G protein), alpha z polypeptide. Gene Ontology annotation, molecular function: GTP binding; GTPase activity; G protein-coupled receptor binding. Bases 2246 to 3313 code for a protein of 355 amino acids. The transcript has 3 exons. The record is from RefSeq and is a predicted model, not a curated record. NCBI's taxonomy places the organism in Eukaryota, Metazoa, Chordata, Actinopteri, Cypriniformes, Nemacheilidae. Gene Ontology annotation, cellular component: heterotrimeric G-protein complex. Gene Ontology annotation, biological process: adenylate cyclase-modulating G protein-coupled receptor signaling pathway.